Molecule: messenger RNA, 3396 nt
Organism: Phalacrocorax carbo (great cormorant)
Lineage: Eukaryota; Metazoa; Chordata; Aves; Suliformes; Phalacrocoracidae
Source: RefSeq, a predicted model, not a curated record
GGAGCUGCUCAUGCCUUGGGUUCCUUUCAGUGCCCUCCUAAGAAAAGCUAGGUGGUCUGCUCUUCCCCCGGCUGUCUCUGGAGCAUAGCUCUCCCUACAGCCGCCAGCAGUAGGUGCACCAUCAAAGACGGCACAUCAGAUGCAUGGAGAACACCCAUGGGUUGUACAAGCAAAUGCUGACCUCUCCUGAAACAGGGACAGCCCAACACACAGGGAGCGAACCACAGCCCCCGUCUCCCAGCCAGUGGGGAAACCACUGGGAAAGCACAGCGCUGACCUCAGGUAGUUCCACCGUGCUGCUUCAAAGAGUGCCAAGUGGGUGAAGCGAGCAAGAGAGCAGGAGGAUGGCAGAAAUGGAGCUGACGAAGACGUGCCUGCUCAUGAAUGGCAGCUGUGUGGGAAGUCAGGAAAGCAAAGCCGACAGCACAUGGAUUCUUCCCAACUUGCCCAGUAAAUGCACAUGGACAGCUGCAAUGCCUGCCACCAGGUCUCCACACUCCUGUAUGCCCUUGCCAGAAGAAACAAAGAUCUUGCCCAACAUCCUGAAGAAAAUUGGCUGCACCCCAAUGGUCCGAGUCAACAAGAUUGGGAAGUCCUAUGGGCUCAAGUGUGAGCUCUUGGCAAAAUGUGAGUACUUCAAUGCAGGGGGCAGUGUGAAGGACCGCAUCAGUCUGAGGAUGGUGGAAGAUGCAGAGAGAGCUGGGAUUAUAAAACCAGGAGAUACGCUGAUAGAACCUACUUCAGGAAACACAGGAAUCGGGCUGGCACUGGUAGCUGCAGUGAAAGGUUACCGUUGCAUCAUUGUCUUGCCGGAGAAAAUGAGCAUGGAAAAGGUUGAUAUUCUGAAGGCGCUGGGUGUUGAAAUUGUGAGGACCCCGUGCACCCGCUUUGAUGCCCCAGAGUCUAACAUUCGUGUUGCCUGGAAGCUGAAAAGUGAAAUCCCAAACUCUCACAUCCUGGACCAGUACCGAAAUCCAAGCAACCCCCUGGCUCAUUACGACACCACAGCUGAGGAGAUCCUGGAGCAGUGUGAAGGCAAGGUCCACAUGGUGGUGAUUGGUUCUGGGACAGGAGGCACUGUCACUGGCAUCGCCAGGAAGCUGAAGGAGAAGUGCCCAGAAUGCAAGAUCAUUGGUGUAGAUCCCGACGGCUCCAUCGUUGCUUUGCCCAGUGAGAUGAACCGGACGAACACCACAACCAUCGAAGUGGAGGGCAUUGGGCAUGACUUUAUCCCUACUGUCCUUGACAGAUCAGUGGUCGAUCAGUGGUAUAAAUGCAACGACAGAGACUCGUUCCUCAUGUCUCGCAGGCUUAUUAGAGAGGAAGGAUUAUUGUGUGGUGGCAGCUCAGGCAGUGCCAUGUCUGUUGCCGUGCGGGCUGCCAAGGACCUGAAGGAAGGUCAGCGCUGCAUUGUCAUCCUGCCCGACUCCGUCAGGAACUACAUGUCCAAAUUUUUGAAUGAUAAGUGGAUGAUAAAAAAUGGUUUCCUAAAUGACGUCCAGGAGCACAAGCCUUGGUGGUGGAACAUCAAGGUGCAGAAACUGAAUCUCUCAGCCCCUCUCAUUCUCCUCCCAGAAGUCAGCUGUCAAAAAGCAAUUGAGAUCCUCCAAGAGAAGGGAUACGACCAAGCUCCUGUUGUUGCUGAAUCAGGACUUAUUUUGGGAGUGGUGACCCUCAGCAACACCCUCACCUCAGUGCUGGCUGGAAACGCACAGUUCUCAGACGCCGUUACGAAGGUCAUCUAUGACCAGUUCUCAAAGAUUGGCUUGGAGGACAGCCUCGGGAAGCUUUCCUGCAUCCUGGAGAACGACCAUUUUGCUAUCGUUGUACACGAACAAAUGCAGUUCAAUGGAAAUGGCAGUUCCUUCAUGAAGCAGAUGGUGUUUGGUGUGGUCACAGCGAUGGACCUCCUCACCUUUGUCAGCAGAAAUGACAAGAAGUAGCACAGCAGCUUGGCUGCACCCACCUCCGCUCCUCCGGCGGGGCCAGCUGCUUCCCCCGAGCCUGAGCCACCCACCCGAGGGUGCUUUCUGGUCUAAUCCAGCUGAUAGUUUCUCAAAAUGACUAGGUGAAAAUUGUAAUGUAAUAACCAUUUGUCCGCUAAAUGCCAUCCAGAAUAUCACUAAAGAGAAGAUAACUAAAGAAAUUGUGUUUAAUAAGCCACGUGCAGUUACACGGAGCUUCCCGGGGCUGGAGAGGUAACGUGGCGGGUAGGGAUGGGAAGGGGAUGGUUGUUACUGCCCAGAUUUUAGCAGGUGGGGGUUUGGUGUGUUUGAUAGCAGUAGGUACCUUUGCGCUGCCGGUGUCACAGGUGCCAUGAGUCGCCCUGGUCCCACUGGGGCUGGAGCCUGUCUCCACCAUCAGAAGGUCCAGCCUUCCCGAGGGCUGGGGGCAAGCCACGUCACAGCUGCACCCUCCUGCUCCUCUCCACCUCUUGGAGGGAGGGCUGCCGGCACCCCCCAGGAGACCCUUCUCACCCCUGGCUCCGUUUGGGUGCCAAGGAGGCAGCUUCUUCCUCCCCUCCCCAGGGGCGAAUGGGAGAGGCAGGGCCUCAGGGGAGUGAUGAGGAGGGGAUUGGGUGGGCCAUGGCACCUGGUAUGCAAAAGGUGGGGAGCUGGGCAGGUAUGGGCAGGAGGGAUGGGAAGGGACGUCUGGGGGCUGUGGUGGGCACGUGGGGUGAGGUGCUGGGCUGGUGGGGAAUGAUCGCUCCUGUAGCAGCAACUGGCCUUUGGAAAGCACUUUCCUCACAUCUGGGGGAGCUGGUGGCACCGGAUGUCUUGCACACAGUCCCACAGGAGGGGGAAGUGAACCGAACUCAUGCAAGAAGUAAAGACUCAUACUACUCACUCUAUAGUAAUGGGGAGAGGGGAUACGGCUGCAUCCCCCUGGUCUGUAAAGGUCAUCUCAUGAAUAUGCAACCUGAGAGCUUGUUAUCGAGGGGUAGAGGCGAAGGAGAGGCUGAUCUUGAUUUUGCUGUCAGAGCAUUAUGAUCCAGGAAUUGAUAAUGAAGGCCAGAAGAGCCACAUGCCGUGGAUGCAAACAAAACAUAAAUGAAAGCAAAUGUGAAAGGAGGGCUGUGGGACCUAACUGAAGUGCCAUUGAAAGCUGGUUUGGGGGAGGUGCUCCCAAAACACAAAUGAGCUUUGCAGUCUUUUCAUACGUCUUGGGAGCUGCUCCAAGGAGACAAUAACCAAUUCUGAUUUUGGCUAGCCCAUACUUUCAAUCUAAUCUAGCUUGUAUGAGACUUUUAUUAAAUUAUCGAAUGCUGAAGUAUUUCUGUUUAGGAAGAGUGUCUCUGUCUCUUGUUUCCUAAGUGACACAAGCUAUAUCAGAUCUUCUGUGAGUUUUUGCUUGAGUAAUAACCAUAUUUGUCCAGAAAAGAUAAAAACUGAUUAG